This is a messenger RNA of Coccinella septempunctata (seven-spotted ladybird), 5069 nucleotides long. RefSeq names its product probable nuclear hormone receptor HR3 (gene Hr3). Gene Ontology annotation, biological process: regulation of transcription by RNA polymerase II. Gene Ontology annotation, cellular component: nucleus. NCBI's taxonomy places the organism in Eukaryota, Metazoa, Arthropoda, Insecta, Coleoptera, Coccinellidae. Bases 1034 to 2686 code for a protein of 550 amino acids. The record is from RefSeq and is a predicted model, not a curated record. The transcript is spliced from 10 exons. Gene Ontology annotation, molecular function: zinc ion binding; RNA polymerase II cis-regulatory region sequence-specific DNA binding; nuclear receptor activity.
GGGUAACGGGGUCAACUGAAAUUGCGUCAGUGUGUGAACACAUCAUAUCGGUUCGUACAGGGGUUUCAACCCCUUCGAAAAAUCGCAAACGUGACCACCGGGAGACGAUCGUAUAUCGUUUUUGUGCGAGGAAGCUUUUCGGGACUUGUUUUCGACGGUAUCGAUUGAAAAAAUUAUUGAUCUAUUUCUCCAUGUAACACAUUCCGAGCAUUGGAAAUGGAACGAGAACUGAGGUUCCCCCAUUUGCUACUAGGAUGUGUCAGAAAAAAGUGAAUUAUCUGGUAUUUUAUUCUUAACAUUUCAAUAACCCAAUUUCCACAUGCUGCAUAUUUUCUCAUGCUCCAUUCCAGCCAUAUUAUCAAUCGAAUUCUCAGUUUGAAACCCUCUCUCCAGAGAGAAUCCAGCAUUUUUGAAGCAAUAGUUCCAAAAUGAAAAGUCCCUGUCCAAAUCCGCAUUGACAUCAUCUCGAAAUUUAAAGACUGUUACCGACUGAUUACCCGACUGAGCCAUCUGAAUCGACUGAUCUAACACCAAUCGAGCAAUUCUCUUUAUAAUAUUUAACUCGGUGUCAUCUUCGUCUUUUGAAUUCAUUGUAAUCCUUUUAUUCUGGAAAAAUCGUAAGUGUUCUUUGACGUUUUUGUAAUCCCAAUUUUGUACGUAUUUUAUAAGGUUUUCUACUGGAUUUUCCGAUCGAUUUAUCGAUGUUCGUCGCGUUUUAAACCGUAUUUUUGGGAAGGAGUUGAAAAUAAACUAAGUCAAAGUGUAUACCCCCACGAAGACCACCCUGUAUCUCGUUAAGCUGGCAGAUCAGGACAUCAUCACUUUAGAAAUUCACGAAGUGCAAGAUGUCCAAGGAUCUCCCCCAGAGGAGGCGAACAGCUCGGGUGCCACCGUUGUCGAAGUCAGUAAUUCGGAAAAAAAUCAGCCGGUUCAGAACGCUAUACAGACGAGUCAACCGCCCCCUCAGCCGCCUCAGCAGCCAGCGCAGCAGACUCAGCAAGCAGCUUCCUCCACUCCGCCGAGCAACACUGUGAUGACAGCACAAAUCGAGAUAAUACCUUGCAAGGUCUGCGGGGACAAGAGCAGUGGCGUACAUUAUGGUGUGAUAACGUGUGAGGGGUGCAAGGGAUUCUUCAGGAGAUCUCAAAGUUCAGUGGUGAAUUAUCAGUGUCCCAGAAAUAAGAACUGUGUUGUCGACAGGGUGAACAGGAAUAGGUGCCAGUACUGCAGGUUACAGAAAUGUCUCCGACUUGGUAUGAGCAGAGAUGCUGUCAAAUUUGGUCGGAUGUCGAAAAAGCAGAGGGAGAAGGUAGAAGACGAGGUCAGAUUUCACAGAGCCCAAAUGCGAGCACAGAGCGACUCAGCGCCAGACAGUUCAGUGUUCGAACAACAAACGCCUUCAAGUAGUGAUCAGCUACACCAUAGCUUCAAUGGAGGAUAUAGCUACAGUAAUGACGUGAGCAACUAUACAUCGUACUAUACGGGUGCUGCGCAAGUCCAGACUUCUAUGGGCUAUGACAUAUCUGCUGAUUACGUAGAUAGCACAACAGCCUAUGAUCCUAGUCCACGCCUUGAUCUGAUAGAUACCAACAGUUUGAUGCAUGCUCUUGGUAAUACAGGCAAUACUAAUACCAGCACCAGCGGUGGUAGCGCCACUUCCAACGGGAAACACUCGGAGUCCUUGUCCCCCUCCGAGUCGUCGUCCCGUCCUUUCAAGCGUCUAGGAGCGACGUCGCAAUCGGACGCGUCGAAUCAUGUCAAACAGGAGGGGGAGGCCCUCGUGCCGUCCGUUUAUGUGGACAGCACCACGUUCGUGCACUCUCCUGCAGGUGCUUCUGCCGCGCCUGCGCUGCCGAUGUCUGUUAGAAUUCAGCAGAUGAUGGAGGAGGAUGAGUCCGAGUCCAUCGAUGAAUCCUUGCCUAAGCCGGCACAAAUGAGAGAACUAAUCCUAUCGUCCAUAAGGGACGCCUUCGCCCGAUCCUGUCAGUACACGCAAGAACAGCUCCAGGAGAUGUUCCGAAAACCCGUCGACCACUGCAGACUCAUCCUUUACAAGAACAUGACCCACGAGGAGAUUUGGGUAGAGUGCGCACAGAGACUUACCGGAGUCGUUCAGCAGAUAAUCGAAUUCGCUAAACUGCUACCCGGUUUCAUGAAACUGUCGCAGGACGACCAGAUUGUCCUCCUCAAAGCAGGAGCCUUUGAGGUAGCCUUGUGCCUGAUGUCGCGAUACAUCGACCUCUCUACCAACUCCGUCUUAGUAGGAGACUCGAUGCUUCCUCAAGACGCCUUCUUCACGCAAGACACCUCGGAACUGAAGCUGGUCACCAUGGUCUUCGAGGUGACCAAGAGCAUAGCCGAACUGAAACUGACUGACGAGGAGCUAGGACUUUUCGCCGCGAGCGUCCUCAUAACACCAGAACGGAUCGGUCUACGGGGACUCACCGAGAUCACCAGAGUGCACUGCGCCAUCAUGAAAGCUUUAAAAUCGGAGUUGGACAAUUCCCACUGCAUGCCAAUCAAGGGAGAUAUCACCGUUUUCGACUACCUGCGCACGAAACUACCUGCACUGAGGGAACUGAACGCGCUCCACAUGGACGCCCUGUUGAAGUUCAGGAGAGCAAAUCCUCAAACUGAAUUCCCAGCUUUACACAGGGAACUUUUCAGCGACUACAACGACAGUUGAGUUUGAGUAGACGGCAGCAUCUUCUGAACUGUAGCAGCAGGAUCGUGUAGCUACUAUUCCUUGAAACUGAAUGUAUCGGCCUUAACUACAUAAAUAUGAUAAAGAUUAAUUUCGUUAUUAUGAGAUAAAAAUUUAUUGUUGUGACAUAGAAAUUCAAAGAAGCAGAUCUCUAUAAGAAAAUCGUUCGAACAACUGCAAUCGCUUUGAUUAACGCGUGUGAAGAUGUGUUCACAAAAAUAAGUAUAUGCAGUAACACCCCCCAAUAAAUAUACCGAAUUCGAUCUUUUCAAAACGCACUGAGGUAGACGGCCGAAGGUCUGAUAAUUCGAUCGGGAACUACUGUAUAUAAUCCAGGCCCUGAUUUAAAAGUACAACUUUGUAUUUUUUGUGGUUUGUUGUUCAAAGUUCGUUGAAAUUUUUGAGAGAUAUAUCUUUUUCCGCUGAAAAUUGAGGAGUCUGCCGAAAUAUGAGUACGUAUUUCGGUAUCGAAAUUGUUUUAUCGGAACAGAAAUGGUGUGCAAUAUCUACAACAUGUUAAUAUGAAAGUUCUGAAUCCUACAAGGUGCUGACUCGUUCGAUACUACGACGUAUAAAUUUGCAGUUUUUCGAACGAUCGACGAUUAAACAAAUAUGAUAAAUUAUGUAAUCUGCCACACUUAACACUAAACACGUAAGUUUAAAUUAUAUACACGUUUAGACAUAUAGAUAUACAGGUCUUGACAAAAUCGAUCAUGCGAAACGGGUUCUCUCAACUUUCACCACUUCCCUGGGAAUAAAACGAAAACUUUCAUGAAAAAAAAAAAUGCACUGAUUUAUGGUCGCUUUGUCACCACCUGUAUAUAGGAAACCACGUCGAAAAACGAUGGAAUGAGUAUAUGAGCGAAUAAUUAAGGGAAUAAAUCGAGAUGUUUUCAUCUCCCAAGACUGCCAAUAUCAAAAUUGAGACAAAAUUGACGACUCCAAUUUUGAACGUUCACCGCGUCAUGUCGAGGACUGUAAUUUUAAGAGACAAGCGGAAAGAUUGAUAGACAUAUAGGGUUUUUUACAAAAGAAGAUUUCGUUGAGCAGGUCGUGAUGAGUGUGUCCCUUUUUAUCGGCUCGCCGUAUCAUUUCCAUUUUUUAAGGGUGAGAAAAUUUAGGAAUAAUACCUGAAAUACUUGAAAGACUGUAAUGCUUGUUAUAAGAUUGUAUGCAUAAAAAUUUCUAGUUCGUAUUUCUCCGUUUUUCGAUGUGCUUAAUUUAAGUUAAGUUUUACUUGGUGACACAUGGUUUUAUAAAGAUUAUAUUAUAUAAAGAGAUGUAUAAAGUAUAUGAAUAGAUUCUAGAUGAUUAUUGAUAUAGAACUAAACUGAUUUUUUUACAUUUUUACGCGAUUAUGGUUCUGUACGUGCAAGGUAGACGAUUCACCGUUUCGAAAUUUUUUUUACGUUCGUCCCGAUGAUACAUACCCCCCUCCCCCUUCAAAACAAAUGAACGUCCAUUUCCGAAGUUUAUCCUUGAAUAGUUCGCGUUCAAAUAUCAACACAUCUAUAAUCUCCCGAGAACAGACAUUUAUCUGUAGAUAUAUUUAUUUUCAAAUUUUUGAAAAUGCCAGAUUAAACGAUAGUUUUAAUCUUAGUUAGAUUUAACACAGCAUAUUUUCGUUGACUUCGACCAGUGUUGAACAGAUGUUGAUGAUAUUGCCCCCCCUCUCCCCACUCCCCCCCAGUGUUGUAAAACUAUUUAUAAUUUUCUUUUUGUUGUGUGUACCCCGCUGUAGAAUAACAUCACAUGUGUUUUUAUAUAUUAUUAUGAAUAUGGAUAUUAUGGAGUUAUAGCUUGUAUAGAGAUUUUUAUAUAAUUUAUUAGAUUAUAGUUCUAUGAAGUAAUUAUUGUAUAAACAGAAAAAAAUUCAACAUUGGUUGAUGUCGAUUUCUUAUACGAUAGGAGGCUAUUACGUUAUUUUCGUAUCUAGCAAACCAUGUUGGUGAACACACGGAUUUCGUUUGAACGACAUGGCUGUGUUAUGUACAUUAUAACAACUUACAGAAGACGCCUUUAAACUGUUAACUUUUUGUUAAAUAAAGAAUUAGUUCCAUUUCCUCAGUUUUUUAUUGCAUUUCUAUUCAUCGUCAGUAAUUAUUUUUCAUUGAAUUUUAUUUAUUUAUCGAAAAGUUAACAAAGGGUUAACACCUUAUUGUGUAUUAUAGCGAAUGUGUAAAAAUUGGGGAUUUAUGGUAUAUGGUUUCAGUGUUUCGAUCAUCAAAAUGCAAAUUUUUCGUUCGGAAAAUGUUUCGCAAAAUUCAGGAACGAUUUUUUACAGGUGGAGAUUGUGUAAGCUUGAUGUUACUAACAUUUUGUUUAUAUAUUUUAUUUCUGUUGGUUUUAUAAAGUUUUACGGAUA